CGUUGACAGACUAUGCGCCGAAGGUUGUGUCCGGCCAUACCAGCUACCAGCCGAUGGUUAAGCUGGAUGGUUACCAGUUUGGGAUGACAUCAAACUCUCCCUAUUCUUUAUCUGUUCAGAAUAGAUUUGGUCAAACAGCCGAGUCUGUGGUGACACCAAGCAGCCAGCCUACCUCAACAUCAGUGUUACAAGGUGGUCUGCCAACAGUUUCUAUUCUUAGUCAGCAACUUAGUGGCGGGGUUAAGCCAAAACCUAUCAUCUCCAACGCCCCUACAAUCCUGACCACUGCAAAUUUUUCUUUAUCCCACACCUUAAACAAUUCUUUCUCCAGCCCUUCAAAUAUUUUGUCAUUUUCAUCAAUUUCACAUGAAAAUCAAGUUCGAAUCUCCCAUGGGGAUACAAUACAACACCAUCAAGAACCGCCAGGGCACCAAAAUCAACCACAGGAUUUUGAAAAAAAAAACAUUGCCAUACCACCGAAAAAAAGGAAAGCUGCAGAGAUGGAAAGUGAAUUUCCCCAGUCCCCUGCUGUUUCCAGUGUGCCGCCUGUCUCACUUCAGGCUGGACCUGCCCCCAAAAGACCAAUGUUAGACUUGAGGGAAUGGAAAAACCAACGUGUGUUAGCCAAACGCAAUGGUAUAUUUGAGGUUGCAAUCAUCAAAUGGAUCCAUCAGAACAACCAGGAUAUUGAUGUGGAGUUUGAAUCAGACCAUUGUCAAAUGACAUUUUCCAAUGUGUUUGAUCCUAAGAACUGUCUGCUGGUUGGGGAUAAUCACCCCCAACCCUCUGCUUUGACUAAUGGUCGUGUUGUUUGUGUCAGAGUGAAUCAGGAGACCAAUGUGUUCCAUGAAGGUGUCAUAAUUGAAAGGCGAGCAAAUCCUCCAUCUUUUCUUGUAAAACUCAAUCGAAAUGACCAGUACCAAGAUGUGCCAGCUGAUGUCACCACUUCAAGAGUCAAUAUCCGUUUGUUGCAGCCUCCAUGGUUUGAUGAUAUGGAAGAUAUAUCUGCAGGAAGCAGCAGUACAGGGGAAAAUUCUGAGCAGUGUUUUUCACCUGUCAAUCAAAUGCCCAGCUCCUCCAACCAAGGAGGAGUUUUGUACCGUAUAGAACGCCCGGUCUCAUCCAGCGCAGGUUCCUUGGAGCAUGUUGAUGAUAUGUCUGAUGAUGAGAUGUUGAAUGACUCAAUUAGCUUUGAUUCCUCAGGUAUGAGCACACCAAGAUCAGGUAGUGCCACUCCUGGUUCUGGGUCAAGGUCACAAAAUGGCCGUAAGAACCCUCCUAAGAAACGGGACCCUGACCGCAGUCGAAGUGCUCAGUCGACGGAAAGUUCUCGAUCCAGCACACCAAGAUCACCUCUUAAUGGGAAGUACAAGAAAGGAGAUGUGGUUAGUGCAGCAAAUGGGGUUAGGAAAAAGUUUAAUGGUAAACAAUGGCGGAGAUUGUGUUCUCGUGAAGGGUAAGUAUCUUCUUAAUUUAUGCAUACUUACCAAUUUAUAAAGAAUUCCGUAAUUCUAGGUUACAAUUAAAGAAUUAUUUGUCAUGUGUUUUUAACUUAAUAGUUUAGGGUAUGGGGAAUCAAUAGUCUAAGUAAAAGAGUAUGUAAAAAAUCUGAUACAUUUGGUUUAAAAUGUAGUUUUCAUUUUAAUGGAAUUUUAUUUCAACUCACUACCCAAUGCUAAAGCUGGUCAAAACUAAUAUUCCAGGUGUACCAAAGAAUCUCAGCGUCGUGGAUUCUGCUCAAGACAUCUUUCCCUCAAAGGCAAAAGUUUGAGACAGGCUCCACCAUUUCCUGGGUGUCGACAGGGAAAUUUGAAGGAGGGUCCUAUGGACUGGCCUGGGGAAGGCCAUCAAGAAUAUGAUAGGGAUCGUAUGAUGGCUAACAGGUAGAGACUUUAACUUUAACCCAAUUUACAAGUACUUGUUGAAUUAUGAAAUGAAACCAAAAUUUUCUUUGUGCAGGAGUAGGACAGCUUGAAUCUUCACAAUUUGUUCUGUUGUAGUGCAAAUGCUUUUUCCUAUUUGACCUUCAAGAGUUUUAUCAAAUAUUUGAGCUCCUAUAUGAUAAAAUAUGUCAUUUAGCAUCAAUAUCAAUAGGGUGUUAAUUGGAACGAAUGUAGCUGAAGGUGGUGUUUGUUUAACAAGUGAAAAAAUAUUUAUAAAAAUUUAAUGGUAAAGAUAAUUUUACAUUACAACCUUGUUUAUUUUGUAAUCAAAACAAUCCUCAUUUGGUUAAACAAUAUUGUUUAUUUAGUGAUCAAAACAUAGUGGGUUUUUUAAAGUUGUCACUGUUAUAAUUAUUAUCCAUUAUGUUGGAUAACUUUAAAAAAAACAUCAUUGGUGUUUUUAAACAUAUUUUUAGAUUUGAUAGUAUUUAUAAACUUAAGUUUUGAGAAACAUGAUGCGACCAACAGGCAGUAAUUAAUUAAAAAUUGCCCUUGCAGAUUUGACAUGGAUGAAACAGAGGCGGCAAACAUGCUUGUGUCACUGGGUAACUCAAGAUCUACAAGCCCAUCAUUUCCACCCAGUCCAGCACAGAGUGGCUUGAGUUCCAUGCAGUCCCCAACAGGGCCCUAUCGUUCAUCCACCUCUUUCACUCCCAUUUCACCCCAUACGAACCCACAAGGACCCCCUGGGUUUGUUUCAUCCCCUGCAAAGAGUUGGAGCUCCAAGUCUGGAAGUUCCUCAUCAGAUCACGUUUCUCCCAUUACUCCAAGAUUUCCUGCUGCUGCAGUGUUUCAGCCGCAGGUACGCGCUCGAUAAACGAGAUCUAUUCAUUUUUUACUUGGUAUUUAUAAUUUAUUGGCUAAAUCGUUUUAUGCUUCGGCUUUUUUUUUUAUCUUCUUCCUCUGUCCGCUUUUACUGAUGGUUAGUUGUGGGGGUGGUAAAGUUGGCAAUUAGCUGCAAGUUGUGAGGCCUGCUGGAGGCUUAUGUUGUGGACUCUUUUGUCCAGCCCAUCAACUAAAAGUGUGAUCUUUCUCUGGCCUUGAAUCCAGAGUACCUGCUAUUGUAAGCUUUCAAUGUAGGUUGGUUGCUAGGCAAACUGACGAGGUGGCCAAACCAAUUAAUUUGCUGUCCAGCCAAGACUGGCUGAUUGGGAUGGGCCAACCAUUUGUAGUUUUUCCUGGUUCCAGUUGUAACUUAGCUACAAAUGCCUUCUUAGAUUUGAAUUUGGUUUGACCUAAAACUAUUAUGCAGUACCGGUUGUAGGAAUGUUGAAAUAAAGACUCUUAGCAUAAAGAGUACCCAACAAUCAUCAAAUCAGUUCAAACAAGUUAUUUCUAUACCAAAUAUAACAAUCUCCCCCAUUGGUUACUUCUUUUAGUAUAUAUCCUUGAUUUUUUUUCUAGGACAGACCAUGAGUUAUUUAUAAUCUAGAUAGACUGGCAACAGAUUUCUUUUUGAAAAAAAAUGUUUUCGAAAGAAUUUUUAUAAAGGUCAUUUAGGAUUAUGCAGAUUGAAAAUUAACACAAAAUAGGUAUAAGAAUUCAAUAAAAAUUAUUCCGUUUGAUAACUUAGUAACAUUAUGUGCCUACAGUAAAAUUUAUUGGUUAAUGCUAUAAAUUUUAUCAACUGAUGUAUCUUAGGUUCUGGACCCCCGCAUGUCAGCCAAGUCUCGUAGUAGUUCCCUAGCGCUGGUCAAGCAGGAUUCUGGACAUAGUGAGGACUCUGGAGUAGAUGUUCAUACUCCAAAGUCA
Lymnaea stagnalis (great pond snail) is the source of this 3695-nucleotide messenger RNA. Lineage: Eukaryota; Metazoa; Mollusca; Gastropoda; Lymnaeidae. The record is from the annotation of a GenBank genome assembly.